UGAUUGGCAGACAGUGCGUCCCUGUUACAAUGGUUACAAGAAGCAGCCCCGUACUGGAACACACGCAGUAACGCAACAAAGAGGGAAGUGCACAGGGACAUGGAAAGUGUGAGGGAGAAGCUCCUGAGCCGUCUUCCUUCUUAGUUGUGUCCUCCUGGAAGUUUGGAGCUCCGUGUGUGGCCGUGCUAUGGGCUGCGCUCCCUGACUCUCCGCUCCCUGACUCCCUCCUCACCUCAGGGCCGACCAUAGAAGAAGAUGCUGAUGGUGGUGCCCGGCUGGAGACUGUAUUAUCUUACUACUACUAGUCCAGUGACGUUGUAGAGCCCGGAAUAAUAAUACACAGGGUACAGGAGUCACCCCAGGGCGAGAUAAUAUGCAUGUGUCAUUGGCUGAAGCUUUGGAAGUUCGAGGAGGGCCGUUACAAGAGGAGGAAAUAUGGGCCGUUUUGAAUCAAAGUUCUGAAAGUCUGCAAGAGCUGUUGAGGAAAGCUGAUCCUGCAGCUCUUGGAUUUAUCAUCUCCCCUUGGUCUCUCCUGCUGCUGCCCUCCGGAAGCAUAUCAUUUACAGAUGAAAAUGUUUCCAAUCAAGAUUUGCGUGCCUUCACUGCACCUGAGGUUCUCCAAAGCAAGUCCUUGUCUUCUCUCGCAGAUAUUGAAAAGAUUCACAUUUAUUCCCUUGGAAUGACCUUAUAUUGGGGAGCAGAUUAUGAAGUACCACAAAGCCAGGUAAAUCCACAUGAUCUAUGUCCAAAGCCUAUUAAGUUGGGGGAACGGUUGAAUAGCAUUUUACUUGACAUGUGCGAGGACCAGUUUUUAACAAGACUAUCCACUCGAACAGUUUUAGAUGGCUGUAGUGCCCAUAUUCGCAACAGCAACUGUGCGCCUUCCUUCUACUACAUCAAACAGCUGGUGAAGCUGGUUCUGGGAAGUUUAUCUGGGAUAGACCAAGUGGGAAAUAAAGCAAAUGAACCAAAUCGCUCUCAAGCAAUCCGUGACAGACUAAGAGGAAAAGGUCUUCCUUCGGGACAGUGCUCAGUACAAGAUGAGCUUGAUGUCAGCUACAAUAAAAUCUCACAGCAGAACUUUCUUAACAGAGGCCUCAGUAAAUCAAUGGGGUUCCUUGCCUUUAAGGACCAACCAGAGGAGGAGGAAGACUAUUGCACAUCCCCAGUUCCUAGCUCCAGAUAUGAUGAUCCUACAAGUGCUUAUUAUGCUUAUAAUGAUUUCAGACCCACUCAGUUAGGGGGGAAACUUAGUGACCAUUGUCAAAAGAAAAAAAUUUGGGCAUCAUCUUUUGACUUAACAUCUGUUACCAGCCAAGCCGCAGAGAAAGCCAGUUCUGCUGGGGACCCAUAUAGAUUGCCUUGUUUUUCUGAAGCCCUAAAUGGACGGACUAUAUCCAUAUCUAAACUAAAGGAUCUCAGACAGUCAAGUGGAGCAGGGGAUGCUUUAAUGCAACAGAGGUUGGACCAAGCUAGACACGGACCAGAUGUGCCAACGUCGGUCGCAAUUUCAAGUGCCUUGGGCAGAAUUAGAGAAAAACAGAAAAGACUUCAAGUAUUGAGAGAAGCAAUGAGCAUAGAAGAGCCUGGAAGAUUGCACAGAUCAUCUCACAGUGACGCCUAUAGUACGUCUAGUGAAAGCCCAUCUAUUGUAUCAUCAGAAGCAGAAUUUAGACAAGGGAGAAAAUCUGAAGGAUUAAAACGAUACGAUUCCACAGGAGUCCUCACUGGAUCAGAGGAGUCAAACCGUGCUCAGCAUCCUGGAAGCCAGCAGUAUGACAACCCAUCUGACAGAGCCCAGAUCAAUCAAGAAAUGCGGAAACGACAAGAGGAAGACAUGAUUCAAUUACAAGCCAGAAUGGCUUUAAAACAAUCUCGGCUGAACUUGUAUUCAGGUGAAAUGCCUGUAUCAUCUAUGCUGGACAUCAGUAGAGAUCCUCUACGAGAAAUCGCCAUGGAGACGGCCAUGACACAGAGGAAACUGAGGAACUUUUUUGGCCCAGAAUUUGUAAAAAUGACCGUUGAACCCUACAUUUCUUUGGAUCUCCCACCAUCAAUUUUGGCCAAAAAAGGAAAGACAGAUGAGACCCGUCGAAAGGUUAACAUCAUUCUCCUUAGUGGACAAAGACUUGAAUUAACGUGUGAUAACAAGUCUACCUGUAAGGAUGUAUUUGACAUGGUUGUGGCCCACAUUGGGCUUGUUGAACAUCACUUGUUCGCUUUAGCAAUGCUGAAAGAAAAUGAGUUCUUCUUUCUUGAUCUUGACCUGAAACUGUCAAAAGUUGCUCCAGAUGGUUGGAAAGAAGAUACAAAGAAGAGAGGAAAAUCUGCAAUCAAUUUCUCCUUGUAUUUCAGGAUAAAGUUUUUUGUCGACGAUGUCAGUCUUAUCCAGCACAGCCUUACUUGCCAUCAGUACUACCUACAGCAAAGAAAAGACAUCCUAGAAGAGAGGCUGUAUUGUGAUGAUGAAGCAGCUAUGCUGUUGGCGUCCCUGGCUCUUCAAGCAGAGUACGGAGAUUACCAGCAAGAAGUUCAUGGUCUAGCUUAUUUUAAACUGGAACACUAUCUCCCUGUUCGAGUGAUAGAGAAAAUGGAUCUGUCUUAUAUGAAGGAGGAAUUGUCCAGGCUACACAGCACAUACGCAGGAGCUUUAGAGAGGGAAGCAGAACUUGAAUUCUUGAAAGUGUGCCAGAGGCUUACUGAGUAUGGGGUUCAUUUCCAUAGAGUGCUCCCAGAGAAGAAGUCUCAAACUGGCAUCCUUCUCGGGGUGUCUCCUAAGGGAGUCCUCAUCUUUGAGGUGCACAAUGGCACACGGACCCCAGUGCUGCGAUUCCCAUGGAGAGAAACAAAGAAGAUUUCUUUUACUAAGAAAAAAAUAAGUUUGCAGAACACAUCGGAUGGGAUCAAACAUGUUUUCCAAACAGACAGCAGCAAGACUUGCCAAUACCUCCUCCACCUCUGCUCUUCUCUGCACAAGUUCCAGCUACAAAUGAGAGCCAGACAAAGCAGCCAAGAGAAUCAAGAGAUUGAAAGAGCGUCUCUAAGGAGCCUGAACAUCCAGGCAGAAACUCUGCGUGGUUUGACCAUGGGUAGGGCUAUUAGCACAACCAGCCUGGCUAGCACCACAUUAAAUCGAAUGGCAGUACGACCUGUAUCCAUCCAGCCUGAUCUUCUCAAGAGACUGUCUUGCUCAGACCUAUCCGCCCUUCAAACACACCUAGGCAGUGGGGGGAAAGAUCGAAAAGCAAAAAACCCCUGGGAGGACAGACCGCGGGUUAUAAGCAAAUCUUACCAUGACCUCAGUCAAGUUGCUCAGUCACCCCAGCGGAGAAUGCUGAAUGCCAGAAUGGAUAAUCCUCCAACCACACUGGAAGAAUUGAUGAAUCAGGCAUCCUUUCAUCAAAUGGCAAAGUCAGAUACAGAGUCAGUGACUGGAUGUGGAAGGCUCAAUGAGUCGAAGUCAUUCUCAGGAUUUAAUAUGAACCCAGAUAUUCGGAAACCUGAGUCAGACUCUUCGUCGAUGGAGGACAGUGGCCACGCCUAUGUUGUCGGCGUUAGUAUGCAUAGCCUUGGGAGUCCAUCUUCGCCUAACCUUUAUAAAGGAAAUGAAAAGAUGCAGAGCAAAGUGCUGACUUCUACACCUGAGAGAGAGAUCACUUUGGUAAAGUUAAAGAAGGAUCCCAAGUAUGAGCUUGGGUUUCAGAUAAUGGGUGGAGAGACAACAGGAAAGCUCGAUCUUGGCAUAUUUAUCGGCUCUAUAACACCAGGUGGACCUGCAGACGUUGAUGGACGUUUGAAGCCAGGAGAUCGCCUGAUAUCUGUGAACAGUGUGAGUUUAGAGGGCGUCAGUCAUCAGACAGCUCUGGACAUACUUCAGACUUCACCAGAGGAUGUUACACUUCUAGUAUCUCAACCAAAGGAGAAACAUCAACAAGAACAUCAGCCCAAUGGGUUAAAAAUCUUACCCCGCGCACCUUUUUCCAGUCAAGACAUCGAGGCAGAGUCAUCUUCAGAAGAACGAAGAAAGGUUCGAGGUCACGUGAGACUUCUAUCUGGAAGUUCAUCUGGAGUCUCUGCUGAGAAACGAGAAGGAAGCUUAAGUUCUCAGGACUCACGAACAGAAAGUGCAAGCCUGUCUAACAGUCACAUCAAUGGCCUCAUCAGGAACCUCGCAAAGGAGCAGACCACUCCUCUGUCACAAUCUGCCAGAAGCUCUCCAUUAGUCAGCGCUAAGUGCAGUGACAGAAAGAAAACUCAAGGAGACAACAAUCGCAGAGGAAGAGGGAAGCGUUCAGGCCUGACUGACUCCACAGAUUAUUCUGACAGGGGAGACUCCGACAUGGAUGAGGCCACCUCUUCAAACAGCCAUGAACCAAGGACCGCCAGAAAGGAGUCAGUUUUGGGGGUUCCAGCACAGAAGCUCAAUACUAACAGACUUCCAACAGUACCCCUAAAACCAGGAGAUAUCUUUACGGUUGUGCUGCCCAAAAAGGAUGACAGCUUGGGGAUAAGUGUCACGGUACUGUUUAAAAAGGGAGGUGUAAACACCAGCGUAAAACAUGGUGGAAUCUAUGUGAAAGCUGUGAUACCAAAGGGUGCAGCUGAAGCUGAAGGCAGAAUACAAAAGGGUGAUCGAGUGCUUUCUGUUAAUGGAACCAGCCUGGAGGGUGCCACACAUAAACAAGCUGUGGAGACAUUGAGAAAUACUGGCCAGGUGGUAACGUUGGUAUUGGAAAAAGGACAGCUACCAGCUGUGAAAGUCCAUGCUCCAGUUACCCCUCAAUGUACACCACCUAACCAAGCUGAGACAAGCAAACAACAAGAACAGAAGGCUUCUGUACCACCAGAAUACAGCUUUAUAACUAAUGACAAUGUCUAUGAAGUGAAACUAGUGAAGAGCAGUUCUGGCCUGGGAUUCAGCUUUUCUCGAGAGGAAAAUCCCCUUUCAGGUCAGGAGGACUCAAGCGUAGUUCGAGUUAAGAAACUGUUUCCAGGUCAGCCAGCUUCAGAUUGCGGCAAAAUAAAUGUUGGAGAUGUCAUCCUAAAGGUGAAUGGAGCCUCACUGAAAGGACUUACUCAGCAGGAAGUUGUUUCAGCUCUGAGGGGGACCUAUCCAGAAGUCACUCUUCUGAUGUGCAGACCACCAGCUGGUACAUUGCCAGAAAUUAGCUCUGUGAUACUGACACCACUAAAUACCCCGCAAAAGUUUCUACCGGAUGAGAACCAAGGUGGCUUUCAUAGCACCGACCAUUCACUUGCACAUGAACAAGAUGAUAGUUCAGAUGAGGAUGAAGAGGUAGCAGAUACAAAUAUAAGGAGACUUAAGAACCCUUCUAGGAGGGAUAGCUAUAGCGAUAGUAGUGGUACAGGAGAAGAAGACUUUAUACCAAUACAAGAUGAGACGCAAAUGUGGAAUGCCACAGUGUACCAAACUCCAUGUGCUUCAAGGGUAUCACCCCAUGGUCAAGUGGAUAGCCCCGGCAUCCAAGAGGAAACAGUCCGCUCCAGCUUUUACACACCAGAACAGACACCUUACAAACCACAAUUUGAAGACAGCAACCCUCCAUCUCCUGUUUCUCUCGAAUUGACUCCAAGUCCCAGUGACAGCGCCCCCCACCUGUUGGAUUCUGGCGCUUACUUAAUUAAUUCAAAGUCGCUUCUUGAAGACUCGUCAUCUUUCAAAAGCCUUAGACUGAAAGACCUUGAGGAUUAUGAGCCAGAGGUGGAGCUGCGUGUGACUCUGACUAAGUCCGAAAAGGGGAGCCUAGGCUUCACAGUGACCAAAGCCAAUGAUUGUGUUGGCUGCUACAUUCAUGACAUCAUACAAGAUCCAGCCAAAAGUGAUGGACGUCUGCAACCUGGUGAUAGACUUAUUAAGGUUAAUGAUGUAGAUGUCUCAAAUAUGAGUCAUACGGAAGCAGUAAAUCUACUCAGAGCAGCACCCAAAACAGUCCGCCUUGUGCUUGGCCGGGUCUUGGAAAUUCCUAAACCACAGUUUCCGGCUCAUCUCCUGUCUGAUGUCACUCUGACAUGCCACAAAGGUUUUUUAGGUCUGUCACUCUCAGGAGGCCCCGAUAGCCCCUCCCAAGUUAUUUAUAUAGAAAAUAUCAAACCAGGCUCAGUUGUUGAUCAAGAAGGGAGCUUGAAAAUUCUGGAUAUCAUCCAUUAUAUCAAUGGAGAAAGCACUUUAAAUAUGACACUAGAUGAAGCAAAGCGUGCCCUUGAAUCGGCUCUACCAGUUGUUGUGCUAAAAGCAACAAGGGAAGGCAAUCCUGUGAUGCAAAGCAAUAAAGAACUUUCAAAACCUUCUAAAGUUAAUGGCUAUCCUGGUGGGGAACGAUUUAGGCGGAUAGAAGAUAAUUCAGAUGUAUAUUCUCCAGAGGCUGGCAUAGUUCAUGUUGUUUUGGAAAAGCCUGCCUCUGGAGAAUUGGGAUUUUCCCUGAUAGGAGGCGAAUAUGGUAUAUUUGUGAAAUCCAUCAGUCCUGGGGGUGUAGCUGACAUAGAGGGGAACUUGCAGGUUGGAGACAGAUUGCUUAAGGUAAAUGGGGAAAUUAUGCAGGGUGCUACACAUAGUAAAGCAGUGUCCUGUCUUCGAAACGCCAAGGGACUGCUACAAAUCGAAGUUUCCCGUGAAUUUAUGCCAAAGGAUACAUCUGAUUUUGACAAGUGUAAUGGAAACCUUGACACUGAAAUGCAUGUAAAAGACCAUCAGAACUAUGAGGAUGAUGAUGAGGAUCAGAAUGAUGUCAUUCAAUCUCUGCUUGAUGUUGUUCAUGAACAAACACAGAACCUUUUACAGCUGAAUCGCCAGAAUGCACUUUCAGAGGAACAAUUCCCAGAGGACUUGAAUGAGAAAGACAUGGAUGAGAAAGCAGAAGACACAGACUGCGAUGGUUCAUCCUUACCUGAUGACUCUCCUGAGCCAGUCAAAUUAAAUGGUGUGGGUCCCUACAACAAGAAUGAGAGACUGCAAAGACAACACGCCACUGGGCCACAUCACAAUGAAGUUGCAGGCAAUGACAAAAUCAUACAGUCAAUAUCUCAGGAUUUGUUCGAUUCCUUUCGAGUAACAAAUGAGAAGCUGUCCAAUCUUCCUCUUGUUCGAGUACAGCCAUCAGGCCAGUAUUCAGGAAAUAACUUAAAGAUGGUCAUACGACAGAUAAAAAGCAUGCUUGAUCAGAAUGCCCCUGCCAAGGAGUUUGAGUUUUUAUCUCUACAGAGACUUCAGGAUUUAAAACCACUUGAUGAAUGCCUUAUUGGACAAAGCAAAGAAAACAAAAAGAAAAACAGAUACAAGAACAUAUUACCAUAUGAUACCACUAGAGUCCAUCUUGGAACAGAUGAUGGUUAUAUCAAUGCAAGUUUUAUCAAGAUGCCUGUUGGCAGUGAAGAAUUCACUUACAUUGCAUGCCAAGGACCUCUCCCUAGUACAGUACCAGAUUUUUGGCAAAUGGUAUGGGAACAGAAUUCUACUUUGAUUGCCAUGAUGACCCAGGAAGUUGAAGGAGGGAAGAUAAAAUGCCAAAGAUAUUGGCCUGAUGGGCCCAACAGGCCAUUACGGAUAAAUAAUGGACUUCAACUGACAUUAUUGAGAACACAGCAACUGGAGAGUUUUUUCCUAAGAAUCUUGGAGUUGCAAGAUAUUCAGACUGCAGAAAUACGACACAUAGCCCACCUGAACUUCACUGCGUGGCCAGAUCAUGACACACCUACAAACCCAAACCAACUUCUCACUUUCAUCUCCUUCAUGAGACACAUCUACAGGAAUGGCCCCAUCAUCACUCACUGCAGUGCAGGCAUUGGUCGAUCAGGCACACUCAUAUGUAUAGAUGUCUUGCUGGGCCUUAUCGGUAAAGAUUUAGAGUUCAGUAUUUCGGAUCUGGUUCGAACAAUGAGGCUUCAAAGACAUGGGAUGAUUCAAACUGAGGAGCAAUACAUUUUCUGCUAUCAAGUUAUCUUCUAUAUUCUAAAGCAACUGCAAGAGGAAGAGCAGCACAAAGGAUCAGUCUCAUAGUGUCUUAUAAAUCUCUCCAGAGAUAUAAGCUCUGGCUAGAAGCCUUUUAUAUUCCAGUUAUUAAUGUUUCCAUAACAAGAGCUGCAUUUUAGUAGCUUACUUAUGUUGAGCUUGUCGUGUCUCAGCUCCAGUGGAUGCCAAGUGCAGUUAAAUAAACUGCCUUUUUUAAAAAAUUUCAGGGGUGAAGGGGAUUGUAAAAACAGUAUUUUUAAUAUAAUUCGUAUUACAUGUUUGUUAACAUGGUACGCAUGUACAUUUGCAAGCAAUUUUCAAGUAUUUUCAGAAUUUUAAAGUUUAGUUUUCUAGAUAAUAUUUGAAAGCAGUAUUUAAAAACAAAUAAUUAUUUCUAUAGACCAAAACCUAGUAAGUUUAUUGUAAUUAUUACAUACAUUUCAUAAUGUUGACUUAUAUAGAGUUUUAUGUACUAUUUAUAUUCUUUUACAAGGAAAUGUUAGUGUGCCUACCUGUACAAGUAGGCAUGUUCAUUCUCCACUCUGUAAAUAAAAACAUACACGUUGAAGUA
This is a messenger RNA of Rana temporaria (common frog), 8537 nucleotides long. RefSeq names its product protein tyrosine phosphatase non-receptor type 13 (gene PTPN13). The record is from RefSeq and is a predicted model, not a curated record. Gene Ontology annotation, molecular function: phosphatidylinositol 3-kinase regulatory subunit binding; protein tyrosine phosphatase activity. Gene Ontology annotation, cellular component: nucleus; cytoplasm; cytoskeleton. Gene Ontology annotation, biological process: peptidyl-tyrosine dephosphorylation. Lineage: Eukaryota; Metazoa; Chordata; Amphibia; Anura; Ranidae. The transcript is spliced from 49 exons. Bases 374 to 8014 code for a protein of 2546 amino acids.